GGUGGGCCACUGACGCGGAAAUCCUCUAUUCAGCCCAUGGGGGACCUCCGCGGAUACUUCUUCGGCGGGUGUGACGUCUCACACUCGGAGACUCUGCAUGCCCUUGCUCUAGAUGGUUUUAUAUGAGGACCAUGGGUCCUUGUGGUACCAUGGGUCUUGAGGAAGUACCUCUUCAGCUCUUGAUGCAUUUAUCUGUCUCGUUUGGCUAUAUCACAGACGCCUUUUUACUGACUCGAAUGGACGUUAUUGACACUGAAUUGUACAAGUCUAUCGGCAACGUCGAAGCUAGGAAUCUAAACUUGAAGAUAGUCAUCGCGGUGUGAGGUUGGACAUUCAGCGUUCCCGGCCCGUGGCAGAAGGUCUUCCCUUCAUGGCAUCGAACAAGGAAUUCGCAGUCUCAUAGGCUGACUAGAUUGUUAUCUGAAAAUGGCUACAACAGAGUU
Messenger RNA from Colletotrichum godetiae, 443 nucleotides. RefSeq lists its product as uncharacterized. The record is from RefSeq and is a predicted model, not a curated record. The coding region runs from base 123 to 323 and encodes 66 amino acids. The transcript has a single exon. NCBI's taxonomy places the organism in Eukaryota, Fungi, Ascomycota, Sordariomycetes, Glomerellales, Glomerellaceae.